AUGUCGGCGAGCCCCAGGAAGCGCAGCCGGGCCGAGCCCGCCGAGGACACAAAGGCCGAGUGCCCGUUUGAGGUGAAAUACGAGAGCGAGGACGUCAAGACAAAGGCGCGCAAGGCGGCCAAGAGGCGGAAGCAGGCACAGCAGCUGGGCGGCGCGGGCGGCGCCGACGCCGACGAGGACGAGAUUGCCAAGGUCCAGCCCUCGCCCUUUACGCCGUCCGGCUCGUUCAAGAAUGACGAGAACAUGGAUCUCCGCUACUGGGUCGAGCCGCGGGACAAGUGGAUGGCCAUGACGAGAUAUAACAGCUUUGUUUUAAACUCGGCCAAGUACUUCAGCGAGGGCUUCAUCUACAUCUCCAACGGCAUGGCGUCGCCGACGAACAACCAGGUCAAGGUGGACGAGAACGGCGUGCGGCAGAGGAUGCCCAACGAGUGGGUCGGCCGCAUCCUGGAGAUCCGCGCGGCGGACGAGCACCACGUCUACGCGCGCAUCUACUGGAUGUACUGGCCCGAGGAGCUGCCGGUGCAGACCAAGGACGACGGCAAGUUUGUGGCGCGCGCGGGCCGCCAGCCGUACCACGGCGUCAACGAGCUCAUCGCGUCCAACCACAUGGACGUGAUCAACGUCGUCAGCGUCACGGCCGAGGCCAAGGUCAAGCAGUGGUUCGAGGAGAACGACGACGAGAUCCAAGACGGCCUCUACUGGCGACAAGCGCUCGACGUUCGCACCCUCAGCCUCUCGUCUGUGCAUCGGACCUGCAAGUGCAAGCAGCCCGCGAAUCCCGACAAGACGCUCGUCGCGUGCUCCCAGCCCAACUGCAGCACGUGGCUCCACGACGAAUGCCUCAAACACGACGCCCUCAUGCGGACCUUUGCGGCCCUUGGCACCGACCAACCCUAUAUUGCGCCGCCGCCGCCGCCGCCGCCACCGGCCGCAGCGGAGAAUGGCGAGACGGACGGCAGCAAGCUGGACCAGGAGACGGGCCGGCCGCUGAGCCCCCCAGAUAACGGCGUCGAGGUGCAGCAGUCGAUCGACGCCAAGCCGGGCGCGUCGCCCGAGGCGGAGGCAGCGGCCAAGGAGCGGCUCUCGACGCCGCGGGGCAGCAGCGCGCGCGGGGUCGGCUGCGCUCAGGGGACGCCGACGGUGGGCACCAUCACGGCGGCGCCGGGCUCGCUGCGCAAGACCAAGGUGCCCAAGCGCGGCAAGGCCAGCGCGGCCAGGCCGUACGAGGGUCUGUUCGAGGCGACGCUCAAGGUGGCGGAGAAUGUCGUCGAGAUACGGGACCUGCGGGCCAAUGUCACGGGCGGCGUCAAGGUGUGGACGGAGCCGCUGGUGUGCCUCGUCUGCCACACGACCAUCAGCUAA
Verticillium dahliae VdLs.17 is the source of this 1365-nucleotide messenger RNA. RefSeq lists its product as uncharacterized. The record is from RefSeq and is a predicted model, not a curated record. The coding region runs from base 1 to 1365 and encodes 454 amino acids. Gene Ontology annotation, molecular function: chromatin binding. The transcript has 4 exons. NCBI's taxonomy places the organism in Eukaryota, Fungi, Ascomycota, Sordariomycetes, Glomerellales, Plectosphaerellaceae.